Molecule: messenger RNA, 6258 nt
Organism: Centropristis striata (black sea bass)
Lineage: Eukaryota; Metazoa; Chordata; Actinopteri; Perciformes; Serranidae
Gene: itga5
Product: integrin, alpha 5 (fibronectin receptor, alpha polypeptide)
Exons: 30
Coding region: 177-3356 (1059 amino acids)
Biological process (GO): integrin-mediated signaling pathway; cell-matrix adhesion; cell-cell adhesion
Cellular component (GO): integrin complex; external side of plasma membrane
Molecular function (GO): integrin binding
Source: RefSeq, a predicted model, not a curated record
GCUGAGAGGAGCUGACGGAGCAUUAAUGAGAUACUGGCCGGUUAGAGUUACAGGGAUGCAGUUUUAGCCAUAUUCCACCACUGUUUUCAGGCUUCAUCUGCGGACUCGAAAGCGCUAAAACUGGGACAGUUUUUCCAAUUUAAAACAAACUUGGGUGGAUUAAUUUCUUUUUAAAUAUGGGCUUGGAACGAUUUCGCGUAAAGACGCCGGGGAUUGUUGCCCUUCUCGCCCGCUCUCUCCUUUGUAUCAGCGGGCUGUUUCUCACUUUUUCUCCGCCUGUCUGCAAGGCGUUCAACUUGGACGUGGAGAACCCAGCUGUUUACAGCGGACCUAACGGGAGCUACUUCGGAUAUGCUGUUGACUUUUAUUUGGCCGAUUCUGCCAGUGUCAGUGUGGUGAUAGGAGCUCCAAAGGCCAGCACAAAGCAGGUUAACGUUACAGAGGGAGGAGCUGUCUUCUACUGUCCAUGGAGCCUCAGCCAAUCAGAUUGUCACACCAUCGAGUUUGAUCCUGAAGGAGAUCGAACUGUCUUGCUCAAUGACACAGAACAUCAGGUUGACUUCAAGUCCCGUCAAUGGUUCGGCGCCACUGUGCGUUCUCACGGUGACACAAUUCUGGCUUGUGCACCUCUCUACUCCUGGCGGACUCAAAAGGAUGUCCCCCAAUCUGACGCGACAGGAACCUGCUACCUCUCAGUCCAGAAUUUUACCAAAUUUGUGGAGUAUGCUCCCUGUCGCACAGAGAUCAGUGAUGCGGUGGGACAAGGCUACUGUCAGGGAGGAUUCAGUGCUGACUUCACAACGGAUGGAAAAGUGGUACUGGGAGGGCCGGGCAGCUACUUUUGGCAAGGUCAGGUGAUCUCUGCAGCUAAGGAGGACAUUAUUAAAGCGUACUACCCAGGCUAUUUCAUGCAGUAUGUGAAGGGACAGAUCCAGACCAGACAGGAGAUGGCUGUGCAUGAUGACAGCUAUCAAGGCUACUCUAUCGCUGUUGGAGAAUUCAGUGGUGAUCAGGUGGAAGAUUUUGUGACGGGGGUUCCAAAAGGACUGAAGCUUUACGGUUCGGUGUAUGUUCUGAACGGUACAGAUCUGAAGACCAUUAUCAACUACACUGGUGAACAGAUGGGAUCAUAUUUUGGAUAUGCAGUGGCAACGACUGACAUCAACAGUGACGGGAUGACUGAUCUGCUGGUGGGAGCUCCCAUGUUCAUGGUCCGGGGCUCCGAUGGCCGUCUGGAAGAGAUGGGCCGUGUCUAUGUUUACAUACAGCGUGGCCCCCUGAACCUGGAGCUCCGCCUACCUCACCUGACAGGCACACAGGUGUUUGGGAGAUUUGGAAACACUAUUGCACCAUUGGGAGAUCUGAACCAGGAUGGUUUCAAUGAUGUAGCUAUCAGCUGUCCAUUUGGAGGUGAGGACCGGCAGGGACUGGUCUACAUCUAUAAUGGAUACUCAGAAGGACUCAGGGAAAAACCAUCUCAGGUGAUCGCUGGCCAGUGGGCUGCUGGGGCUUUUCCUGCCAGCUUCGGAUUUGCCCUCAGAGGCGCUCAGGACCUGGACAUGAAUGGAUACCCAGAUCUCAUUGUUGGUGCCUUCGGUGUUAAUAAGGCAGUUCUCUACAGGUCCCGUCCAAUAGUCAACACCAGUGCUUCCCUGACAGUUUACCCCACCAUGAUUAACCCCGAAGAGAAAAACUGCAUGAUCAUCAAUGGAAACAGCAGCAUUCCUGUUUCCUGUGUCAACCUGAGUUUCUGCAUAUCUGCUGAUGGGAAGCACCUACCAGACAUCCUAGAUUUCCAGGUGGAGGUGCAGCUCGAUAGUAAUAAGCACAAGCAGAAAGGUGCAGUGAGGAGGGCUCUGUUCUUGGAUUCCCAGCAGCCCUCUCUGCAGAGGAGCGUGAGGGUGCGCCAUGGAGAGCGUGUAUGCGACAACACCAAGAUCUACCUAAGAGAGGAGAAAGACUUCAGGGAUAAACUCUCCUCCAUCUAUGUGGCCUUGAACUUCAGCUUGGAUCCAGAAGCUGCUGCUGACUCCCACGGCUUGCGGCCCAUUCUCAACUAUCAGACCACCAACGUCAUUGAACAGAAGGCUCAGAUUCUGUUGGACUGUGGAGAGGAUAACAUCUGCGUUCCUGACCUGAAGCUGGCAGUUCAUGGGAACAGGAAGGAAGUCUACCUGGGUGAUGACAACUCACUGACCUUGACUUUCAACGCCAGGAAUGAGGGAGAGGGAGGGGCGUACGAGGCCGAGCUGUAUGUGGUGCUGCCACCUGAAGCUGACUACAGCGGGAUUGCCCGCAAUAAUGAGAGCCUGACCCAGCUGACCUGCAGCUACGAGACAGAGAACCAAACCCGAUACCUCAGCUGCGAUCUGGGCAACCCGAUGAAGUCUGGCACCAAUCUGUGGGCAGGACUGCGCUUCACAGUGCCACGGCUGAAGGACACGCACAAAACUGUUCAGUUUGAGCUGCAGAUUCGCAGUAAAAAUGAGAAUAAUUCCCACAGUGAGGUUGUGCCCUACAAGCUGGAGGUGGUUGUUCAGGCUGAAGUCAUUCUACAGGGGGUGUCUCGACCAGAUAAGGUUUUCUUCCCACCGGCCAACUGGAAGGUGACCAAAAACCUUGGGGUGGAGCAGGACGUAGGGCCUGCAGUGGAACACAUCUAUGAGCUGGUGAACAACGGGCCCAGCCGGAUCAGCCACACCCUACUUGAGCUGCGCUGCCCCCUCAAGGUCCAGGAUCAAAAUCUCCUUUACCCUCUGGAGUUCUCCAUAGAAGGCCCCAUCAACUGCACCUCCGACAAAAACAUGAACCACCUGAACCUCAAGCUCCAGAAAACAUCCACAGAACCACCGAUCCUGGCACUGAAGGCUCAUGAGCACCGCGUUGAGAGGAGGGACGUCCACAGGAAUCCACUCGCUCAUUUGACCAAUCUGUCCUGCUCUAAUACGGACUGUUGGGCGCUGCAGUGCACUGUGGGUUUGCUGGAGAAGGGGACAACUGCUAUCCUCAAAGUGCGCUCACGCAUCUGGGCCGAGACCUUCACUGAGAGAGCUUACAAGCAGUAUGUGAUAGAGUGCCUGGCCAGAUACAGCGUGGAGAAAAUGCCUUACGCCAUACUCCCCAAACAUUCUCCCAGUGGACACAAAAAGGUGGUGACCCCAGUAGUGUGGAAUAAGCCAGAUAUUGAGAACUCAGUUCCUCUGUGGAUCAUCAUCUUGGCCAUUCUAGCUGGUUUAUUGCUUCUAGCUCUUCUCAUCUAUGUCCUAUAUAAGUUUGGCUUCUUCAAGCGAUCUCUACCUUACGGCACCGCCAUGGAGAAGGCUCAACUCAAACCACAGGCCGCCUCUGAGGCUUAAAUAAUGACCGGAGCUACCAGAACCAAAGUACCUGGCCAUAUGAUUGCAAACGGAGAAACACAAUGGAACAUGUAGAAAGGAUCGAAAGCAGUUGAAGAGUUAAUGGAAAGAGAGACCACUGGAACUCCACUGUGCUGCACUAGAGGAAGACAAGAAUCCAAAGAUCUCCAAGCCAAAUGAAUGUUGUUGUUUUUUUCUUUUUUUAAUUUAUGUAUUUUUUUGUUGGCAGUUUGGGAUUGUUACUAAAAAGAACUUUUUUUGCCUCAAGCCUUACAUUAGACUGAAAACAAGAAAGUGACUACAAAAGAUGUGCAGGCUGUCUUUAACCUCCAGCGAGAUGCCUGAUGGGUUUCCUUUUGUGGAUUCUUGCGAUGGAUAGUUCUGUAAUCCCCCUUUAACUGCCUUAUCUUGGUGCUAAUGAUCUCACAGGAUGUGGCCACAUGUAGCUUAUGGCAGCCAGGAGCUGUGAAUUUCGCUGCCUGCUCAGGCCUGAAAGUAUUUUUUUUUCCUGAAUACAUUAUUGAUAGAAGAUUGGUCAAUUACUGGCUUAGAUGUUGAAGCAAAAUCUGUUUUAAUAGCUCUGCUUUUAUCACAACAUUUAUAGUUUUAUGUAAUUUAUGCCCUGAGGUGUUUCCCUGAUUCUUGCCUAAUGCAUGCUGGGAUUUGCUCCGGCACCCUGCAACCCUGAUCAGGAUAAGCAGGCAUAAAAAAUGGGUGGAUGGAUGUUACUUAACUGUUCAUGAAAAUGAUCUCUCUCUGCCUCAGGUUGAUGGACAGCGCUGGGUUGAGUUGUUUUUGCACUCAAAGGAAAUCUACUGAUAUAAUUCCAGAGACACCAAAGACUGACUGACCUUCCUUUGAGUUCUGACUCCUACUGAUCACUUUGUUUAAAUCCUGUUUGUUCAUAUUAAGAGAUACCAAUGCUAGCAUCAUCAUUGUUGUGUAGUCGACUGGGAUGGGACUGGAACCACCGCAGACCUGUGAAACCUCACAUUAGGCUUGAAACAGUGUGGUGCUCCUGUUACAAAAAAGUGGCGUUCUCCAUAUCCAUGUGUUGCUGCCUUUACUCCGGCUCAGUUUGAGUCUUGUGUGAGCAGGUUCGGUGAAACCACAGAGUUGAUGGCCGUGGCCUGACGAUGUCUUGAACCAAAGACGUGACAAUCAGCAAUGUUGUAGCUUUGACAGAGAGUUUUAGUCUGAGAGCAGGUGGGAUCAUUCACCACUCUCUGAGUGUGAAGGAUCCAUUUUCAGCUUACAGUGUGUGUUACUGUGAGAUACUGUAUUUUUGAUUGUCUUUUGAGUAAAAGGUGCCCACGUUUAGAAAGAGAAGUGGCUCAAGUCAUCCCAAUACCAAAAGGCUACAGGGACUGAACAUUAAAAUGCUUUGUGUUGGUUUCUUUUACAUGUCAUGUACAUAGAUUUUAUGUGCCUUAAAUGUAAAUACUUCAUGUUUGUGGGUUAGAGUUAGGGUUGUGUAUGCUUGCAUGCAUAUAUGUGUGUGACUUCAUGCAUACAUGCAUUUGUAUGAAUGGUAUAUUUAUGAAUGUUUGUUUUGUGUAUGAAUUGGUUAUUACCUUUCCCAUUGCUUAGGCCUGUUUAUCCCUAUCACUUAUGUAGCUUAUUGAUGUUAAACGGACACUUAAUCCCAAAGUCAAAAAUAGAUAUUUUCCCUCUUAGCUGUAGUGAUAUUUAUCAAUCUAGAUUGUUUUGGUGUGAGUUGCUGAGAUAUUGGCCAAAUAAAUGUCUGCCUUCUCUUGAAUGUAAUCGAACUAGAUGGCUGGAAAGAGAAAUUGCUGUUGAGUUUUUUCAAAUGCAUUUUUGGCGCUUUCAGCUCCACAAGCGAAGUGCAAUUUAGUUUCAUUAUAUUCAAGAGAAGGCAGACAUCUCAUCAACACUCUGCACACCAAAACAAUCUAGAUUGAUAAAUAGCACUACAGGUCAGAGGAAAAUGUGCAAUUUUGAGUUUUGGGUAAACUGUCCCUUUAAGUCAUUCUGCAUCAUUAUUAGUCAUAAAUACAGUCAGUGUUCAGGAACACUCACAACCUCAUUGUAAAUCCCAAAAAAUGACUGCAAAUCUACCGUCCAGAUCCUACAGGGUGUCUUGUACCUCUAAAAAAGGGAUAACAAACUAGGCACUGGGAACUAAAUGUUGUUUGCAAGUGCAAUAUUUAUAUUCACUCUUUUUAAUAUUACAGUGCUUUCUUUUGGUUGAUGUUCUCUGUGACUAAGUUGUGAUAAACCAGGACUUUUUUUAUUAGAUCAAAGUGUGUGAUUGAGCAGAGGUUCUGGCUUUUCACUUUCACUUGCUUUCUCACUAAACAUACUUCAAGUGUGAAACUUUUUUUUUCUGAUGUACUCACCACUUCAUCGCUGGACCACUAUUCAGAUUUUUUUUUUACACCACAGACUGACACAGAAGAACAGAACAUAUCUGAGUUGAACUCGGAUAUGUUGAGAAAGUUUGAUAAUUUAUGUGUUCUGCUGUUGCACCUGUCUAAACACCAACAAUAUACUAACCACAUGUUUUACAUUUGUUUGCUUCAUCACACUCGUUUCAUAUGUUCCUCUUACUGGCUAGCGAUUUACAAUUUGUCAAAUGGUCCACAAAAUCCCCAUAUGGUAUCUGACUUAAAACAUUUAACAUCGUCUGUUCUUCAUUGAACAUGUCAGCCCAUUAUUUAUAAUGAAAUUAUAUCAUUUUGUUACUUUCUCCAUGGUUACAUCAGAAGAAGGCACUGGGUUUUUCUUCCUUUUUUUUAAAGACCAUUUUCACUCUCCAGGACUUCUAAAAAAGAAGUUGUACAUAUUUAUGACAAGGAGAGUAUUUUUAAUUCAAAGGAUAACUGAUUUGUUGUGAAUUUUUCUCACCCCAUAUUGGGGAGAACAUUUCUGUCAGGGGAGG